Messenger RNA from Erpetoichthys calabaricus (reedfish), 4967 nucleotides. RefSeq names its product inactive tyrosine-protein kinase PRAG1-like. Bases 391 to 4353 code for a protein of 1320 amino acids. Gene Ontology annotation, biological process: protein phosphorylation. Lineage: Eukaryota; Metazoa; Chordata; Cladistia; Polypteriformes; Polypteridae. Gene Ontology annotation, molecular function: ATP binding; protein kinase activity. The record is from RefSeq and is a predicted model, not a curated record. The transcript is spliced from 6 exons.
AGGACGGCGGCGGCUAGGAGGAAAGGGGGAGGACUGCGGCAGUCCCCUUCCUUGCUGUCGGGGCAGAAGCAGAAAAAGCAUCCGAGGUGCUGAGCUGUGUCAGUGAAACAUGAAAGCAGAGCAUGUGCGAAACAGCUCCAUGCUACCUUUACUGCUCGGAAAGAGGCUUCACACACUCGCGGCGCUGAGGCGGCUGGUGACUGCAGCGUCUUCUUAAUUUGCCGGGGCAUGCCUACCUCAGGAAAUUAUUUGUGUGAAUAAAAGUGGGCAAGCAGCCAGUUCAGACAUUCCUCAUCCUGGGAAGCUCUUCACUGAGCCACACAUCAUGACGUACCAUUUGCUGUGCUAUGUAAACUGGCUUGUUUUACAAUAGUUUCUGAGAGCUUGAAGAUGUCUGUCUGCAGUGACUUUGCGGAACAUAUGUGGAAGCCUGACUCUUGCAAGAACUGCUUUUAUCCUAGAAGUUCCCACAGGCUGCAGAGAAAUUUUGAAACACUUGCUAAAGCUGUCUCUCCAACAAGCACCAGUGCCCUUUGGAGUAAAACUGAAUCAGCCGAAGAAGACUAUGUAGUCAGCCCUUCUUAUUCAAAGCCUACUAUUGCAGUCAAGCCCACAAUGAUGAAUAGUGAUGUAGUGGAGAUCUGGUCUGAUAUGAACAUGAACUCUGGAGUGCAACAGGGAAAUCAGAAGAGUCCAACAGAGAAAUCUACAAAGAUGCCUACCAAGGUAUUCAUAGAUAGUAACAGCAACAACGGCCUGAGAGACAUUUCACCAAACACCACAAGUACUCUCAAUGGGUAUUCUAAAUUUUUGCCUGCUGGAGCUUUACCUUCGUUGGAACACAAAUUAAAUUCCCACGGAAACUCUGCCUUUAUCAGUAACAUUUUCAUAAGCCAGGAAGAUGGGCGGGUGCCUUUUGUGUACAGAGAAAAUGAACCUCAACUAAGCAAAAGUUACAAAGAGCAGCUUGUGAAAUCCCCAAGAAACAGCUGUUUGAACAGUGACAGGAAGACCACAGGUUCUUUUGAAGGUGGUGGUGGAAGGACUUUUUCCACAGAGACCUGUGACAGCAGAGGGGAAGGGACUUGGUGCCUAUCUAAUGUGAAUGAACAGCAUGCUCCAUUUGAGAUAGCAGUUAAUAUUGUUGUGCCAGCUGGUGGGAUCAGUGAAAAUUCUGAUUUGUCUCACACUGUUCUUGCCCAGGAGAAGGGAGCAAAUGAUACCUCAGCAGCCCUGCAGUGUGCUAAGAGCAAAGGUUUGUCUUCGCUGCCAGAAGCUGCCAGCCAGAUAGAUUCAUUCUCCCUCCAAAGUAUCAGUGAGUGCUUAGAUAACACUCAGGAAUUAGACCAUUGCAAGGUGCUUCCCAGCAAAUCUUUGGAAUGCUCAUUGGUGCAGGCACAAAGCGAACCCAUUUACGCCGAGAGUACCAAAAGGAUAAAGAAGCUGCUCAGUGAGUCUAAGACUAACUCAGGCCAGCCUCAGGUACGGAAUACUUUUCAUAAAACACCUGAACAAUCUGAAAGCAUUGAGGGUUCUUGCAGCAAUGAAAAAGAAGCUGUUGAUUUAGCCAGCUCGUGGGCUAAAAUAACUGUGAUGGCAGCCCAUACAGAAGAAGAGAACCGUACGUUUUGUCUAAGUAGCCCAGAUUCAGCUGUGAGCAUCCAAUGGCAGCACAUUAGCCCAAGCCCAGUUCAAGAAGCUGGCAGCCCACUGACCCCUUUCCAGUGGCCUCACGGCAACAGCACGCAGCAGGUCCCUGAUUUGUGGCCUGUGGCUAAGAGUGGCUCCACCAUGUUGCAUCCUAAAUCCAGUGCUCACCCUAGUCUGGCUGUGUCACCAAAAUUGAGUCCCUCUCUCUGUGAAAGUGGGAAAGAGAACACUGAAACUUUGCGCUACACUGAGCACCCCACAAGUUUCUCUUCCAUUCAAUUACAGAGCAAAUCUUCUGGAAACAUAGGCAACAGUGGCAGUUCUAUUUCUGCUUCAGAAAGGAGACACAAAUACCAACACUCUGCCUGGAACCGGGAGUAUAAAAUAGUGGAGGAGGAGGAGGCGGCAGUUGUUAAUGAAGAGACAACGCAACAGUCAAAGGCACCCAGCAUCUCCUGCAGUUCAGUGUCUGGGCAGAGAGCACAAGAGGCAAGACUGGAGAAUGCUGUCAUGUGCAGCAGUGAAUAUAAUAACCAUGGACUUGCUUACAAUGGUGCCGGUCACCACCAUGCAGGCAGAGCUCCCGAUCAGGACAGAUGUAGCAGGAACACACAGUGCACAUCAGAAAGUCGCCCUUCAAGCAACUCAGAGCACACCAGCACAUUGAAUGAACUAGCUCCACCACCUCCACCGCCAAAGAAACAUCACAGGACAUCGAACAAAAUGAGCCAAAGCAACUCUGACUUGGAGAAAGCCAGUCAUGGUUCUGUUGAAAGCCUGACACACUCUCUGAAAGGUCUGCACUGUGGCAUCCCAGCAACCUCCACUGACAGCCUUCACUCGGACUCCAGGACAUAUGCUGAUGCAGGACACCAGGAACACACACGUUCACCAAGUCCACCUCUCUUCAUAAAGGGUGCCUCCCCACUGGCAUCUCAGUAUGAUGCCUCAGUUGCAGAUUAUACUCAAUCCUUACUGCCACCACCUCUCCCUGAGAAGAAGAUGAUAAACAGAACAAUAUCAGCUCCAGACGGUGCCAGAGACCGAAGGGUUAUCCAUAAUAGAAGUAGUCCCCAUUUGAACUUGAGCAGCUCAGAAAGCAACAUGUGUACUACGGAAAAACUGCAGCUAAGCACCCCUUCCAGUCCAGUGGAUCAGCGGAACAUAUUCUCCUCAAACGAGUCCCUUGAAAGGUGCCACCCCACUGCUACUCAUCCACUGCGCUCUCAGACCAUGGAUGAAGUGACUGGAAGAAGAAAGGCUAGGCUGGGUCUGGGGGCCAAAAGCGGUGGCUCAUUCUCCUCUUCACCUCAACUGAGCACCCCAAGCAGUGGUUCCCACUUACAACUCCACACCCUCCUAAGUAAUAUAGAUAGCAGGGAAGGAGUUUACGCGAAGCUGGGCAGCUUGUAUGCAGAAUCUCUGCGACGUCUGGCUCUCAAAUGUGAAGAACGCUUUACCCGUGGCCAGAAGAAUCCCCUUCGCUUUGAUGAAAGCAGUUGGUCGCUGUUUAAGUUGACGUGUAACAAACCCUGCUGCAUUGCAGGUGACUCUGUUUAUUACUCUGCCAGCUGUGCCAAGGAUCCCAAGAAUGACUAUGCUGUCAAGAUUUGCAAGAAUCGCAAUCCAGAGUCCAAGCAAAGUCAUUUCUACGGUCUGGAGGUGCAACAGAAUCUACCUCCUCACUUUAACGUGCAGCAGGACUGUGGGCACUUCAUUGCCUGUGUCCCAUUGAGUAUGCUGCCUCCUGGUGAGGCUGCUGGAUUGAUCUGCAACUCUCAACAUGAGCAGGAGGCCCCUAGAAGCAGGGACUUGGGCACUUCAAAUCAGACGGAUAGUGAGCGUGUAGUAGUUAUAACUCGGGAGGUGCCAUAUCAGACCACCGCAGACUUUGUUAAGGAGUGGGCAACCUACCACAGGGAUCAGCCCGAGUGGUAUGAACGGUGGGUGUGCUUCCUUUUGCUGCAGCUUUGCAAUGGCCUUGAGUACUUGAAAGAGCAUGGUGUUAUCCACCGGGAUCUCUGCCUCGAGAACCUGUUGCUUGUUCAUCAUAGUAAACGUUCUUCUUCUGAGAGCAAAGCUCAGAGACAGCUGCCCAGGCUGGUAAUCAGCAACUUUGCCAAAGCCAAGCAGAGGACCGCCAGUACUACUUUGGACCCCAAGUAUAAAAAGGAUCAAGCCCGAUUGGCCCCUGAAAUAGUCUCUGCUUCCCAGUACAAGAAAUUUGAUGAGUUUCAGGCAGGUAUUUUGAUCUAUGAGCUUUUACACCAGCCAAAUCCUUUUGAGGUCAGCCCUAAACUAAAAGAGCAGGAAUAUUCCUGCAAGGACCUUCCAGAAAUUCCUGAUGCCUCCAUAUAUUCAGCAGGACUUCAGCAGCUGGCUCAUCUACUCUUAGAACCUGACCCUAUCAAACGCAUCCACAUCCAGGAGGCCAAGAGGAUCCUCCAGAGUUUGCUGUGGGGGCCCCGUAAAGAUCUUCUGGAGCAGCAGUGGGAGCAGCGGCACAACGAUCACGUCCUAGCUGAAGGACUUCACAACUGGCUGGACGUCAAGCGGGCACUCCUCAUGAUGAAGUUUGCUGAAAAGUCUCUGGAGCCCGAGCAGAGCGUCGAACUUGAAGAUUGGCUGUGCUGCCAAUACUUUGCUGUUGCUAACCCAGCGUCUCUUUGCCGCACUGCUGAACUGCUGCAUUUCUCAGAGUAGAUACUUUGUGGGCCCAACUUGCAGGGGCAUAAACAACAGGAGCUGGAAUCUUGAUGCUUGUCUCUUGGUAAAUAACUUUUUUUUUUUAUUUAGUUGUAACUUUGUUCUUAAAGUUCUUAAUACAUACAUGUGCCUACAGAUCACUGUUCUAAUACACAGGUGUGGACGUUUGGCAAGUACUGCUGCGUCCUUAAAUUAUGACUUACUUUAUUAAUGAUUUUUUCUCUUUCUGUGUUAUGCCAAAAAUAAAACUAAAAUGAUCUUUUUUCAUAACUGGGUCCUGUCCCUUUGUAUAAGGGACGAUAAUCUAACCGAUUGCAAUAUUAAGCUUGUGUACUUGUAAAUAGGCCUUGAACAGCACACAGCGAUGCGUCCCCUUUGGUUUCCCUUCUCAAGAAGUACUGCUGCUGGGAGUUCACCAGUGCAACAGUGGGGUUUAGGAUGUACAUCCCAGUAUCUUGGAACAGGGAAAAUGAAUGGCGCUGUUUAGACCUUCAGUCAUGGUGGGGAGGAGCGGGUAUUGUGUUUUGUAUAUUUUCUUUAUUAGUACGUGUUAAAUAUUAAUUUAAGUUGUGCAGAUUUCAUUUUGGACCACCAAUAAAAUGUAAAUAACU